UUCAAGUGUACUUCCCGGCAAACCAAUACAUGUAUACAGUUCCAGCUGAUUUCCCUCUCAACCGGACAAUAGCGCGGGUGUUGGCGUUAACUCGUCACGCGGUAAACGGUGUGCGCGCAGACAUCAGAUACAGCAUCCGUCAUGACCAUCAUCGAAUCACGCGUGACGACGGAGUUGCCAAUUUGGAUAAAAACUUCAGGAUCGAUCCAAAUACCGGGAGUUUUUCAAUGAUCAAUAAUAUUACAGGGAAUGAUAUCAGGAUACCAAUCCGAGCCACUGGUCAUCAUUGCGGUAGGGUUAGUGAGGGAAGCACAUGGAUUCGUCUUAAGGUGCGUCACAAGGUCCCAUCGUGCAUGUGUAAGAUCAGUUCUGCCUUGCACGUCCACGAGUCGCAGUUCCCAACGCAAUCCAUUGCAUUUUUACAUCAAUCUGUUGGUAGCCUUGAUGGUGCUGAAACAACGAGAUUCGAUAUCGUAUCAGCACAUCCAAGCAGCAUUUUCCACAUCAACAACACAUCGGGAGAAAUAAGCAUACAAACGUUCACCUUGAUCCACACGAACCAAACAACGGGCCAUAUCACGGUAAGGUGUCAGAGGUUCAGUGAAAAUGGAGAAAUCCUGAAAGGGAAUACUCAGAAUAUAACACUUAACAUCGAUGCUUCCUACAACACGACGGUUCAAGAGAGAUUGAUGUAUAAAAGAAUCAAGGGAGAUGAAGUAUUCAAUUACACAGUGCCUCAGCACCAGUACCGCCCAUGGAUGAGACACGCAGAAGUUUCCUUGCUCGGCGGUGAGGUGGCUAGAGAAACAUUCGGGGUCAAAAGAGUGAUACCAACUGGACAAGAUGCGCUAGGAAAUGCUGCUGUAGUGAUAUAUUUAUUACGAAGUAUUCUCCGGGAUCUCUCUGGCCCCGUUGCGCUCAUCGUUCGGAUUAACGAGUACGGGUGUGGUCGACGUGGCAAUGAAACCAUUAGAGGUGGACGAACACUGGACAUCGCUUUUAAUGUCACAAUCUGGCCAAUGGUCAAUUACGAGAGCAUCGUGUAUAGUAACAUCACGGCGGGAAGUCCGAUUGCAGACCUUUCAAGUUUAGUCUUGGCGUUGAAACGCCCUCUACCAGCGGUCAACGGUGAAUACUGGCACUCUAUCUUUGAGAUGGAAGAAACAAUGGAAAUUGUUUACGUCACAAACAGGACUGCCUUGAAAAUUAUUGCACCCCGCGUUAUCACUCUGUAUGUUGAGUACGGAUCUGUGGGGGAUAUUCUCGAUGCUGGAAUCAUCAUUAAUCUGACUAUCACUAUACAAAAGACAGAAUUACAAAGUUGUAGGCUUGUUGACAGUUGUUCCCGCUUGCGUAAUCGUGCCGAUUGUUUGACCCACUGUGGUGCGGGUUCAAUACACGACCAUUGUUCAUGGAGAGCCGAUGGAUUGAGAAGAGCCAUGUCCACAGUGUAUGCAACAUGUACACCUAAUAUCAACACCUGUCCUGAUAACAGAUGCGAUCCAUUGGAAAUGGAACAUCGAAAUGAUAUAUGCCCUCAAGACUGUACAUUGCGAACGAGCGGUUUUCGUAGACCACUCAACAGGAGCCUACCAGGUAUCCAGGUAGCCAUUGGACCAUGCUGGUGUGACGCUGGAGGAAGAUGUACAUGUAUGGGAGCUGAUGCAAGACAACCGCAUCCCGAUCCAAAACCAGGACCUACUCUUCCUAUUGUCAGGUUUCCAAUUACUACUACCACAGAACCGGUCGAAAUACACCCAGAUCCAGAAGAUGAGAUGUGUGGUCCCGAAUGCUACCUCGGAGUCUCUGCAGGAGUGUUUCUGACUAUCCUUGUUACAACCAUCCUGGCGAUACGAAAGAGAAGAGAGAGACUCCACCAGCGUCGGGCCUAUACUUCCAGUAUCUUCAAGCCACCGCUUGAUGCCCCAAGCACGGCGCGUGGUAGCAUGGUCCUGACUGACUAUGCGGACGAAAUAACUUCAGGAAGGUCUUUUGGAUUCAGAAGCAGAUUUGAACACGACUCUAAAUGGGAGUUUCCUCGGGACAAGUUAUUAUUGGAGGAUGAGCUUGGUGAAGGUCACUUCGGUAGGGUGGUGCGAGCGCAAGCACUAAGCAUACGAGGUCAUACAGGUUAUACUACGGUGGCUGUCAAGAUGUUAAAAAGGGAUACUGCCACCAGUUCUGAACUGCAAGAUUUGCUUACAGAAUUAGAACUACUCAAACUACUCAAUCAUCCAAAUGUUAUUCGACUUCUUGGUGCUUGCAUUCCAAAAGAUCCCUUUGACAUGUGUGUGAUUGUUGAAUACUGCAAACACGGGUGUCUUCGGGAGUUCCUUCGGCAAAACAGAAAGAGGGCGCUAUAUACUGAAUACAUCUCAUCAGACCAAUCAUCAAGUAUCCCAGGACUUUCAAGAGGGAAAAAUGUAAUCAAACGUUUUGAUAUUGGGUUCAAAGAAAUUGCAUCCUUCGCUUGGCAGAUAUGCAAAGGGAUGCAUUAUUUAUCAUCACUUAAGGUUGUACAUCGUGAUUUAGCAGCUCGUAAUAUCCUCGUAGCAGAAGGUCUUCUUAUGAAGAUAUCUGAUUUUGGUCUCACGCGGGAUGUUUAUGAAAGAGGGCUAUACGAAAGACAAAGCAAGUCACUACUUCCGGUUAAAUGGAUGGCAGUAGAAGCUCUGUACGAUAAUAUUUUUACUGUGAAAAGCGACGUAUGGUCAUUUGGUAUUUUAUUAUGGGAGAUCAUUACCAUGGGUGCUAUUCCAUAUCCCGGGGUUACUGCUGAGAGGUUAUGUCAGCUACUUCGUGAAGGAUACAGAAUGGACAAGCCAGCAGAGUGUUCAGAUGAAUUAUAUACAAUAAUGAAACACUGUUGGUUAGACGAUCCACGCGAACGUCCUUCAUUUGAAGAGCUUGGUUUUCAGUUCGAGAAAAUGCUGGAAGAAACGAUGGAAUACCUUGAUCUGUCGGACAUCAAUGGAGACCUUUCAUCGGAAGACGAAAACGAAGACAACGUGGAGUGCCACAAGGAACAAUGUUGUCUCCUACGGAAAAACAGAGAUGAUUUGAGCUCUCCCGAGACAUCGCCGGAAGAGGAUAUAGCGCCACCAAGCUAUGGAGAGGUCGCAACUUCUAGGGAGGCUGACCCAACGCGACAGGUACUGAAGGAGAUACAGCCAACGGUGAAAGACCCCACGCGUUCACACCAGAGUCCUACAGAGGCAAUGUACAGUACGAUUGAAGAGGCCGUUCACAUUGAGGCAGUGUAGAUUGAAAACACAUUCAUCUAAUAAGCUUGGAUGUUAACUCACUUUGUAGGAGAGGAGUUGGAACCUCACUUCACCUGUGCCGAACGCACAAAAACGUUGUGAGUCUAACAGAGCGCUAACAGUGAUAUCAAUCACAUCUUACCUGAUUGUUAAGUCAAAACAUCGCCACAGUACCGGUUGUAACAGGGCCUCUAUUAGUGCACUGCUAGCGCUAACAACGUUUCUUUGCAAUCAGUUCAGGUUGUUCGAAGACAUAGCACUCGUACUGGUGGGAAUCAUUACUUGUAAUGGAAAUACCACAACAACAACAACAACCAGAAACAAUCAUGACAAAAGUUUGAUCACGUGACAAAUCUUCCUGCCAUAAAAAAAUCGGCAUCUAUUCAUGAUAAGUCGAAUUUCCAUCAUUCAUGGCCGUUGAACUUAUUACCAUCGAGUCAACGACUUCGAGUCUGAAGUGCUGAGAAAUUAGACGUGAUCAGUCUGAAUUUACCAACUUACCCCAAUUGUGCCCUUGCAAGGUUGUGACGUCAAGAUUAUUUACUUACCAAAAAGCGAGAUCGAUAUGAAGAGAGACAGGGAUAAGAUGCGCGGGAAUCCGGAUUUAGAGACUUGUCAUUUUGAAAGUUUAUUCUAAAAUAUCUGUCACAUACAGCUGUUAUUUCACCAGAUUGCAUUUGACUUCUACCAUAAAUAAAAUUGAGUCAUUUUUUUCAUUUCUGUAUCAUCUCAAAUACGGAUAAAGUUUUCCCAUUUCAUUUCUUAAUUCUUAUACGCGAUUACAUUUUUGUGGAAAGGGAAUAUCAAUGUUUUUUUAUCAUAAUAAGAUAUCCGACAUUAUACACAACAUUACAAAUCAACCACGAUGUGUAUAUAGAGGAAUCGCUGCUGUGACACGUUUAGUUCUUCAUUAGACAUAGGCCUAUAUGGUUAGGUAUUUGGGCUCAGAAAACAUGAGUGUCUAAAUAAAUGUAAUGGAUAGUUUUGGGUCUGUUUUUACUUAUUUUUCGUCCUGGAAAAAAAUCACAUCAUUUUCCUUAAAACAUAUGUUUGGAGUAGACGAAAAAAAGUCUUAUAAGCAGGAAAUGAUAUCAACCAUCUGUAAUUAGAAUAUGAACAUGGGGAUAAUGAUAUUUUCCUUGUUUGCCUGUUGGCAAUGAAAGUUUUUCUUCUUCGUUUUGAAUUAAGCUGAUAUACAUGUCUUCAUUUACCAAUCCAAGAGCUAUAGACAACUUAUGCUCUUCUUAUUUUAUUCAUGAUAUUUGAUCUUAAGCACAUCUCGAAUGAUACAGUGUCCGUUUUAGUUGAAUUGACAUAAUUUAUUUGCAGUGCUGUAAUGUGUCGUUUGCCAUUAUCAUACAAAUAUCUUCCUAUAUUUCUUUGCAAAAAAUAAUUAUGAAAUACAAGCCAUGGGACGAAAGGACAUAAGAAGAAUAGUUGUGUCUUCUUGCCCAUUAGUUGUAAAUGUAAAGCGAAAUUGUAAUCAGCUUUAAAAAUAUAUAUAUAUUGACGCUAAGAAUUCGAAAUGCCAGUACCACGGCUUCGGACAGAUCGACCGAUUUCCACCAUUCUAUAUAAUCAUGAUUCUUCACCCCCACUCCCUUUCUCUCUCUUCCGGUUUCUCUUUCUCCCCCCUCUAUCACU
This is a messenger RNA of Lytechinus variegatus (green sea urchin), 4907 nucleotides long. RefSeq names its product proto-oncogene tyrosine-protein kinase receptor Ret-like (gene ret). Gene Ontology annotation, biological process: positive regulation of kinase activity; cell surface receptor protein tyrosine kinase signaling pathway; protein phosphorylation. The record is from RefSeq and is a predicted model, not a curated record. The coding region runs from base 30 to 3263 and encodes 1077 amino acids. Gene Ontology annotation, molecular function: ATP binding; transmembrane receptor protein tyrosine kinase activity. Gene Ontology annotation, cellular component: signaling receptor complex. The transcript has 20 exons. Lineage: Eukaryota; Metazoa; Echinodermata; Echinoidea; Temnopleuroida; Toxopneustidae.